Talaromyces proteolyticus is the source of this 1116-nucleotide messenger RNA. RefSeq lists its product as uncharacterized. The transcript has a single exon. The record is from RefSeq and is a predicted model, not a curated record. Bases 343 to 894 code for a protein of 183 amino acids. NCBI's taxonomy places the organism in Eukaryota, Fungi, Ascomycota, Eurotiomycetes, Eurotiales, Trichocomaceae.
AAUAUCUCCACCAUUCCAUUCAUAGCUACAUGUAUACGUUGACGGUAAAUAGGAACAUUGCAGGCAAUAUAGUGCGCCAAGACUGAUAUAAACGACUAGAACUGUGUAAACAAAGUUUGAUUAAGCAACAAAAUAGCAGUAAAACACGAGUGCUUAUUAACAUAAUCAACUCCUCCUCGAAUCCGUAGCGUUCCAACAUAAAACGAGGGCCGUGGCCAACAUCAUUGGCUGAUAUUUCCGCGGUGUUUCUCCAACACCUCCAAGAAUUUUAGCUCUUUGGUUAUUCACUAUUAUAAAUGCCUUUCCUUCAGAAUAAAGAUAGCUAAAACUACAUCUGGAUAUAUGCCUCCGAUUACCAAACUCUGGCACUGCCGCCUCAGAGAGGGGUGCACUGCCGACUCCCCAGCCUUCCUCCAAGUCCUCUCUGAGAUCUUCGAGCUAUGCUCGUCCUACACCAAUCCCGAUCCAGCAUCUCCGCCGAUGCACAUCAUGUAUCAGGACAUCAACGACCCUGCCAAGCUGCUGAUGAUCACCGGCUAUCAGUCGCAAGAACUCAACACGGAGGCUGACAAGGCCUAUGCUUCGAAUUACCUCCCAAGGAUGUUCGAGCACGUACAGCACGGGUGGCUGAAACAGCUCGAUGCGGAUAUCGCUUCGUUCUCUCUCGAGGAGUCGCUGACUGUUACCUACGGCCUGGCUCCUGAGACAUGGAAACUGGAGCAGGGAGCGGGCGGCUGGGAUGUGUGGCCGCAGACUGCGCAGGCGCGGAAGAAUAUCAAUCAGGUUCAGGAUCUGAAGGAAGGCCUAGUGUGGGUGCAGAUAACGCCGGGCAGCGAUGGCGCGGCGCCGAAAGAGGGAGGGAAGCUCCAGCUUCGAAAGGUGCUAGGACGGUGACUCGGCAUGUUGUAUGUUGUGUAAAAGUAUAAAACUUAUGAGCAUUCAAUUGAUUCCCCAUGCAAUCGCUGAUCGUGCAGGAUCAGGCGGCUCCAAGAAAUUGGAAGUUUGAUAACGUAUUCCACAAGCACCCGGCACGCCCGUGUGUAUUGCAUAGAAAAUUAUAAUAAAUACAAAAAAUUACAUUGUAAUUUUGGUAAUUUUAAUCAGCUUUGAUGUAGG